Moneuplotes crassus is the source of this 1958-nucleotide messenger RNA. The record is from the annotation of a GenBank genome assembly. NCBI's taxonomy places the organism in Eukaryota, Ciliophora, Spirotrichea, Euplotida, Euplotidae.
UAAUUAAUAAAAUAAUAUUUUCAAAUGAGACUUAAUGCAGUUAUACAAGAGACAGAGGAAGCUCAUGGGGUUCAAAAUAUCCUGAAACGUUUAUUAGCUCUUAAUAAGUCUGCAAUGAUGAAGCUUAAAUACCAAAAAUACAGAAGUUGAUUAGAGAUAUUAGAAGAGGCUAAGGGUGUAGUUGUUACACUUGCGAGGAAUAAAACUAUCUCUAAGACUAAGAAAUUUUGAUCUGUGGCUUCUAUUACAUAUAAUAACCUUGGGUGAUAUUAUCAGAAGAAGAAUCAGAAUACCCAAUCUAUCAGGUUUUACCAGAAGUCCUUGGGCUAUAGCAAACAUAUCGAAGGAGACGAGAUAAAUCUGUCGAGUACUUAUCUUAAUAUUUGUUCGUUAUUUUCCCAAAUGGGUGACCAUGAAGAGGCUUAUAAGCACGGAAGAGUUUCUCUACGUCUUCUUCCUAUAGCAUAUCGAAAAUGUAAGGAGCAGAUGGAAGAUAAGCAAAGGGAACCAGAAGAGAGGUACAAAGAUCCUGCAUUUGAUAACUUGCUCAUGACUAUGGUUAUCGCAUACUACAAUGUAGCCACUGAAUGUGAAUUCUUAGGUAAUUACCAAGAAGCUCUUAAACACUUCAUCAGAGGCUACGAAUGGGGUAGCAAAAGUUUUGGUAAAGAUGAUGAAUUGGUUCGGAAAAUUAAGAAAUGUAUAUUUCAAAUAAAGAAAAGAAUUUACAAACCAAAUGAGCAAUGUCAGCCGUCCUCUGCAAGUACGAAGUUUACGCUGAAAAGUAAACCAUCCAUUGGUCAAAUCUUGAGGAGCAAUAUGAAGAAAUCGAAAGUUUUGAAGAAGCUAAAGCCAAGAGCUUUUUCAGAGAAGAAAAAUGAAGAAAAUAGCUUGAAAAGGAACCAGCCUGGAAAUGAAGUGUUGAGCAUGUAUAAUUCCUCUGAAAUUACAGAUGGCUUUACUGCUAAUAGUGCAAAGAACUCUUCGAUCUCUCAAAAGCUACGCUACUCUCAAAUCUACCAGAGGAAUCACGAGAACAACGAAAACGAAAUGUAUUCUCCUGAUGGAAGGAAGAGUUCUAAAUCCAGAAUAAGCAGGAAAUAAUUUAACCAAAAAUACAAAUCCCUUUCGGCCUCUUGGCCAAAUAGAGGUUUCUUCUUUUGGUGGUGAGGCACAAGAUAAAACUAGAAAUAAUAGCAGACACAACCAGGAUGAAUCAUACCUUCCAGCAGUACCUAUCCUAUCAAUGUACGACUCUAAAAUCUUAAGCACGAGUAUGAAAAUGGAGACAAAAUAAGGGAGAAAUUCAGCAAAAAUCUCCUGAUAAUCUUAGAAAAAGUAUGAAACACAGAUUAUUUUCACCAAAACUAAAAUAAGAGGUCUCCAAAUCAAAAGAUUAAACCUUUCAAAAAGAGGUCAAAGAGAUAUGCUCCUAUUCGCCCCAAUAUUGAAGUAUUUGUACAAGCUCGUGGUGCCAACAAGAGUUUGGAAAGUAUUCAUGAAGAAAGCAAACAUGAUUCUGUGGUCGCUCUUUCAUCAACUCAGGAGAAAUACUUCAAGACUAGACAGAGAUAUAAGAGUAAAGUCACAAUGAAAAGAAGAAAUAAAGCUCAGAGCAAAUCUUCCUUCUUUGAUUAUAACCUCAGCAAAGAUAUGAACCUUACUCAGGAAGGAAUGAGGAGAAGAAAUCGUUGAAAUGAGAUUGAAGGCAUUAAAUCCAGGGUAAAUAAUAUAUCAAAGUGCAAACGAUCUCCUACAAGUAAGGAAAUCCAAGACUUUGAAUUAUAUUCUUGAGGCGUAAAUACAACUGAUCUAAGAAAUCAAGGAAAAGAUAAGAUAGGGUCAUCACUAGAUUCCAUUGACCUGGUCCAGCCAACCAUUUCGUUGCCUUCUCAUGUAAGAGUGAGACAAGUCGGUGCUAAAAUUGAGAAGAAUUUUCAAUAAGAAAUAUUGAAUAA